Messenger RNA from Manis javanica (Malayan pangolin), 2510 nucleotides. RefSeq names its product GH3 domain containing (gene GHDC). Gene Ontology annotation, cellular component: cytoplasm. Gene Ontology annotation, molecular function: acid-amino acid ligase activity. Lineage: Eukaryota; Metazoa; Chordata; Mammalia; Pholidota; Manidae. The record is from RefSeq and is a predicted model, not a curated record.
UUCCCGCUCUGGGCCCAGCCCUUUAAAGCCGCGGCUCCGUCUUUCCGGCCGGCUGUGUACUGAGACUGAAGUGCUGGGGGCCCUGGGCACCGGGGCUGGCAGAGGGCCGCGACAGGUGCACGUAGUGUGGGCCACUGCCCGGGGUUCGGGAGGGACCCGGAGCCGGGACGGGUGGACGCUGGGGCAAGGAACGCAGAGGCGGAGCCGCUCUCGUCCACUAAGCAGCGCCGUGUGCCACGCACCCCUCAAGCCCUUUCUGCACCUGCCGAGGGAGCGGAGCGGCGGGAAGGAGUGGGGCACCCCUCCUCCACAGCGGCUGGGCCUCCGCCCUCCCACGGGUUGCUGGGAAGUGAUGGUGCUGUUCCUGCUGCUGCUGCUCCUGCCGCUGCUGCUGCUCCUGUUGCUCCCGCCGCCGCCGUGGGCCGCGUUCCGGCAAAAGUCGCCCCGGGAUGCCAGGCUGCCCUGGCUCGUUGGCCUCCAGCACCGUGCGGCACUGGGGCUCCUGUGCUGGGCGGCCGCCUGGCAGCGGAGGAGACUGGAGCAGAGCACGCUGCAGGCGGGCCUGAGCCAGCGGCGGGCCCUGAGGCGGUGUCUGCGCGCCCAGGGGCCCCGCCGUCCCCGCGGGGCGAGCGCAGAUAUGAGCGCCUUCCGGAAUCAUGUUCCUCUGACCAAGGCCUGCCAGACUGAGGAGAAGGAAAGUGGGGAGCAGGGCCUGCCACCUACCUCAGACCAGCACUGUGGGGAGGCCUCUCUGCAGGCCACCUUGCUGGGUCUGGCAGCUCUAAACAGGGCCUACCCUGAAGUGCUGGCUCCGGGAGGCACUGCCCGUGUGACCCCAGCGUCCGCCUGGCCCCACCCCCUCCCCUGGCCUUGGCACACCCUGGGCCAGCUUAGCCCACCUGGAGCCAAGGACUCUUGGGCCCUGCUGCUGGAGGCACUGAGGUCCCCAGGGCUGCGGGCACUGGAAGCCAGGACGGCAGUCGAACUCCUGGAUGUCUUCUUGGGCCUGGAGGCCAGUGUGGAAUUGCUGGCUGAGGCAAUAGCUGCUGGUAACCCAGGAGCACCUCUCCCCAGACGGGCAGCUGAGCUGCAGGAAGCUCUUGAGCAGGGACCCCGAGGACUGGCCCUUCGGCUCUGGCCAGAGCUGCAGUUGGUGGUAACUCUGGAUGCAGGAGGCCAGGCCGAGGCUGUGGCUGCCCUGGGGGCCUUAUGGUGCCAAGGGCUAGCCUUCUUCUCACCUGCUUAUGCUGUGUCUGGAGGGGUGCUGGGCCUAAACCUGUGGCCAGAGCAGCCUGCCGGGCUCUACCUCCUGCCCCCUGAAGGCCCCUUUAUUGAGCUACUUCCAGUCAAGGAAGGAGCCCAGAAAGAGUCUGCCCACACUGUCCUGCUGGCCGAGGCUCAGAAGGGCAAGGAGUACGAGCUCGUGCUGACUGACCGUGCCAGCCAUACCAGGUGUCGCCUGGGUGAUGUGGUACAGGUGGUUGGUACCUACAAUCAGUGUCCAGUUGUCAGGUUCAUCUGCAGGCUGAGCCAGGCCCUGAGUGUGCGAGGAGAAGACAUUGGUGAGGAUGUGUUCUCUGAGGCCUUGGGCUGGGCAGUGGGCCAGUGGCCAGGGGCCAAGCUGUUGGACCAUGGCUGUGUGGAGAGCAGCAUUCUGGAUUCCUGUGAGGGCUCUGCUCCCCACUAUGAGGUGUUUGUGUCGCUGAGGGGGCUGAGGAACCUGUCAGAGGAAAAUCGAGACAAGCUUGACCAUUGCCUUCAGGAAGCCUCUCCCCACUACAAGUCCCUGCGGUUCCGGGGCAGCGUGGGCCCUGCCAGAGUUCACCUGGUGGAUCAGGGGGCCUUCAGAGCCCUCCGGGAAGCCCUGGCCACCUGCUCUUUGGCCCCCUUCCCUCCUGAGAUGCCCCGGGUCCUUAGGUACAGGCACUUGGCUCAGUUGCUGCAGAAGAGGGUGGUGUCCUGAGCUGAGGCCUGCCCACUGCCCCAUCUGCCCUCACAGGCCUCCUUGUUCUUUCCUCUGGGGCCUCUCUGGAGGGGGAGCCCUUGGCCAGGGUCCUUGUCUCUGUGACACCUGACAGCUGCCCAUCAGAGCUGCUGGGCCUCAGGGAGGUCCAACGUAGUCAGCCAGUUCUGAGGGGUUGCUUCAGGAGGAUAGCAGAUGCCAGCAGCACCCUGCCCAAGCCGCCUCUGCCCACCAGGGCAGGUACUGCAAGAGUGCCCAUACAUGCUGAUGGCUCCUGUGUCUCAGCCCAGUGCGCUGGGCAGGUGGAAGUGUUGGGAGUUCAUGCUUCCAGGAGUGACCCUCAGUAAUAAGAAACAGGAGCUGGUGAAUAAAGACCUCAGUGUUAAAGUCCCUCAGUGUGACAGUUCUGAAGUGUAUUCUGCACCGUGUGUGCACAGUGGUAACUCUCAUUCACAAGGUUCUUACUGGAUUUCCUUGCAUCCCUCCCAUCCCCAUUCCCAUAUGUGCUUUCUAGGAUCACCUCCCAAAUAAAGUUCUCACACUGGGA